Pochonia chlamydosporia 170 is the source of this 2493-nucleotide messenger RNA. RefSeq names its product transcriptional activator xlnR. Gene Ontology annotation, biological process: DNA-templated transcription. The transcript has 2 exons. Gene Ontology annotation, molecular function: DNA binding; zinc ion binding. The record is from RefSeq and is a predicted model, not a curated record. Lineage: Eukaryota; Fungi; Ascomycota; Sordariomycetes; Hypocreales; Clavicipitaceae. The coding region runs from base 1 to 2493 and encodes 830 amino acids.
AUGCGUGAGAAGAAGAAGCGUGGCAAAGCGUCAAGAAAAGACCUGGCCGAGAGAGCGGCUGCACAGGCGGCUGCUGGAAAUCCAAAUCAAAACGGUGAUAUAUCUGACGGGAAAGAAUCCAGUAAUUCUCCGGCCACAGACGACAGAGCAGAUGGUCUUGUGGAAAACACGAGGAGCAACUCCAUGUCCAGCAGUGGUUUGGCUACCGUCCAUGAGAGUCACCUGGCCGGCAACAGUGGCAUUGAUCCGGAAUUUCAUCACGGACAACCGGCGGCAACUCCUGGACAGUUUGGUGAGCUUUCUGACCAGUCUCACAUGCCGCCACCAAUUCAAAUUCCUCCGGAGAGCAUAAGCGGUAGUCGUUCGAUGAGCAUCAGCGGAUACGGAGGGCUCUCGACUAGUUAUGAUCGGCAGAGUCUUGGAAGCGAUGACCUGAUGGCCAGUAAUCAAGCGUACAACCAUCCUCACCAGAACAACAUUCAUGGCUAUUCGGACAUGUCGUUUGGUAUGUUGGGGCAAAGCCCGACUGAUUUCAACAACUCGGCUGGGUUUCGACUUAGCAAUAGUCCCCUUGGAGCCUAUCCAGGACUCGCAACGGCAACAUCACCAGGAUGGGCCAUGCCAAUAUCUUCGCCACCCGGACAAUUUCAAACACAGAUGCAGCACGCCAACUACGGACAGUCUGCGUUGCGAUAUCCGGUUUUAGAGCCCCUUCUUCCUCACAUUGCCAACAUUAUUCCGAUACCAUUGGCGUGUGACUUGCUGGAUAUGUACUUCGCGUCGUCCUCUUCGGCAGUUAUGCACCCCAUGUCUCCGUAUGUUCUCGGGUCGGUAUUUCGAAAGCGAGCUUUUUUUCAUCCUACAAAACCGCGAAAAUGUCAGCCUGCGUUACUAGCAAGUAUGCUGUGGGUAGCAGCUCAAACAAGCGAGGCUUCUCUGCUCACCAGCGUGCCGUCCGCCAGGGGCAAGAUCUGCCAGAAAUUGCUGGAGUUGACUGUUGGGUUAUUAAAACCGUUAAUCCACAGUUCGUCAGUUGAAGCCUCUUCGAAUGCGAAUCAAACGGUCGGAGCCGUUGCUCUUGGCGGCCUUGGGGUGGCACUACCUGGGUCUAUCAGCAUAGAUGCCGCGCUAAGUGGUGAAUCCGGUGCCUUUGGAGCCUCGGGCCAACUCGACGACCUUGUGACGUAUAUCCAUUUGGCAACAGUGGUAUCUGCCAGUGAGUACAAAGGAGCCAGUCUGCGGUGGUGGAAUGUGGCCUGGUCCAUGGCACGAGAGUUAAAGCUCGGUCGAGAGCUGCCCCCUUCCGAGCCACGAUCAACUUUCGAACAAGGCGAGAUGGAAACAGAGGGACUAGACGAGCAUGACAAACUCCGAAACAGCCCUGGCUUUGUCACCGAAGAAGAGAGGGAAGAAAGACGGCGAAUCUGGUGGCUCGUGUACACCGUGGAUCGACAUCUGGCCCUCUGUUACAACAGACCUUUGUUUCUUCUCGACGUAGAAUGCGAGGGACUCAAACAACCGCUAGACGAUGCAGCCUGGCAGAGUGGAGACUUUAAAAACUAUCCAGCCGACUCGACUAUGCUCGGAAUGCUCCCCGAGAACGACGAGGGCUCUUGCGGGCCACAGUUUGAAUGCAGAGGAUUCAGCAUAUUUGGCUACUUUCUCCCGUUGAUGACCAUUCUCGGCGAAAUUGUCGAUUUACACCACGCCCGAAACCAUCCACGAUUCGGUUCCGCCUUUAGAGCCUCUCGAGAAUGGAGCAACCAAGUUUCCGAAGUGCGGCGACACCUUGAGGCUUACGAGGAAAGUCUCAAACGAUUCGAAUCACGCAACUCGUCAGCCCAAAACUCCGAUGGCCACAAGGACGAAACCAGCAUGCACGAAAACCACAACGAAGCACAGCGAGCUCUCGAAUCAAAUAGCAGCCCAUCCGCGCACUCCGUCCACACAACAGCCUCCAGCCGCGUAACAGAAGCAGAAGUGCAAACUCGAACCGUCCUCGCCUACGGAACACAUGUAAUGCACGUCCUACACAUCCUCCUUGAGGGAAAGUGGGAUCCCGUGAGCCUCCUAGACGACGAGGACCUGUGGAUCUCAUCCUCAGAUUUUGUGACGGCCUCUGGACACGCUGUAGCCGCAGCAGAGGCCAUCAAUCAGAUUUUAGAGUACGAUCCGGGCCUGGAAUUCAUGCCAUUCUUCUUUGGGGUCUAUCUCCUCCAGGGCUCGUUUUUGCUGCUCCUCAUAGCAGACAAGCUGCAGGUGGAGGCUUCACCAAACGUGGUACGGGCGUGCGAGACUAUCGUCCGGGCACAUGAAGCGUGUGUUGUGACGCUGAGUACAGAAUACCAGCGGAAAUUUAGUAAAGUGAUGCGAGGUGCCUUGGCACUCGUUCGAGGACGCGUCCCCGAGGAUCUAGGCGACCAGCUACAACGACGACGAGAAUUACUAGGGCUAUACCGAUGGACAGGAGAUGGAACUGGGUUGGCGCUAUGA